Messenger RNA from Macrobrachium nipponense, 12668 nucleotides. It is a transcript of the gene btv, whose product is annotated as cytoplasmic dynein 2 heavy chain 1-like. Gene Ontology annotation, molecular function: ATP binding; dynein intermediate chain binding; dynein light intermediate chain binding. Gene Ontology annotation, cellular component: dynein complex. Lineage: Eukaryota; Metazoa; Arthropoda; Malacostraca; Decapoda; Palaemonidae. Gene Ontology annotation, biological process: microtubule-based movement. The record is from RefSeq and is a predicted model, not a curated record.
CGAAAAUCAACAACAUACCAAUGUCAAAACUUCAGAGGUUCUUGGUCGGCUCUUACUGUUCCUCCGGUGAUGUCCCACUUUUUCUCCCGUUGUUUGACGUGACAUUGUGGUUGUAUGAAGAAGUACAGGAUGAAUUUGAAGUGAAAACCUCAUAGGUACCACCAGGAAAAUGGAAACAACAGAUGUUCGCAAGAGUUUUAUACUCACAACAGCUGGAAAUUACUUCAAAAUACCUCUGGGAGAUCCUUCAUUGGCUGCAUCUCUUGAUGAUGAAAACCUCAAUUCAUUUCUUGAUUCUGGCAAUUCCCAGCUUUUGGGAGCCCAGAUUAUUGCAGAUGAGAAGAGAAUUUUAUUCAGUACUAAGGUGGAUUCAUCAGUGAAGAAAGAUAAGCUGUUGGUUUUCUUUAAGGUCAAGCCAGAAGUUAUCACUGAUGAAAACUUAUCAAAUAUUUUUGUGUCAUCAAUGAUUGAUUCUCCAGUUUCCUCCUUGUACCAUUCUCUUCAGAAACUUUAUGCUCCUAUUUUACUACAGGAUUCAGAAUGGAGCAGCACGCUCGAUCCAAAACUUCAAGAAUUAGUGACAGAGCUCUCAGAAGGGCUAGGCAGUAUGUUAAGGAAACAGAAUACAAUUGACGGUGGAUCUGGUGCAUCUGGCGGGAAAAAACCUUUAGCAGGUAUAUUGAAUGUGAAGGAUGAAGCUGAUUAUUGGGCUGAAGUCACAAACAAUCCCAAAAAUCGUGAUGAAAAGGAAAUGGCAAAAAACUUUUACUCUAUUCUAGAACCAAUAGCCAAAGACUUUAGUGGACUGGAUGCUGUAACCUUUUUAGAUGCAGAGGACAUAUUAGAUAACACCCAGAAUGCUCUUGAUGAACUUUGGAGGCUUGAUUAUCCUCAAAAUAGAAUGACUCAUUUAUUGGAUAUCUUGGGAAAUCAGCUAACACGUUAUGUGCAGGGAAAGUUGAAUGAAGAAGACCUUUGGAAUGGACAGUAUUCUCAAGUAGAGAAAAAUCUGAGUGAAGGAAUUGGACUUUGUGAACACUGGGUAGAUUCUUGUACUAAACUUACUGGCAUGUUUUGGAAAGGAGGAGUUGAUCAAAUGUGGGAAGGUGAACCGUUUGAACCAGAUUAUUGUAAAAAUGUAGCUAAGCGUCUGACCCAAAUCCUCAAUCUGCGAACAUUGCACAAACAGUUGACAAGGCUGCUAUCAAUUAGUGAACAGGAAGACCUGAAAACAUCUGAGUCCUUCAAACCUUUCACUGGAUUAAAACCUGUACGGUAUAAUCCUUACACUGAACCAUUAUGGCAAGCUGCUGUUAGACAGUUUGAAAAUUCACUGACUCCUGCAGAGCAGCGCAUUGCGGGUAAGCUAAGAGGCCAGCUACGGAGUAUGAGCUCAAGUGCAUACCAGUUGAUGCAAGAAUUUAAGCGAUACAAGGAACUGAUUAAGCGGGAGAGUAUUCAGAGGGAACUGUUGGCAGAAAGGGAGAUGCUUCUAGGUGAACUUGUGAGCUACAUCCGUACCCUUAAAGCUGAUUUUGCUACCACUUCGGUGGAUGGUCCAAGGCGCUUGGCUAAUGUACCAGAGGUUGUCAGUAAUAUCUACUGGGUGAAACCUAUUCAUGCAAAGGUUUUAGAUAUUGAUAAAACAGCAGAUGCUCUUCUAAGUGAUCUGAAUGGCUACAGUGAACUGAAAACAAAUAUAUCAGAAUUUAAGGAAGAACUGGAAGAGUACCAUUCUGAUCAGUUUGACUCAUGGUCAAGGGAAAUGCUCCAGAGGAUAGAAUCAGAAGAACUGAGUCUAGCCACAGAUUCCCCUGUACUGUCAUUUAGCAGCAAUCGACGGCUCAGAGUGAACUAUAACCCUCGCUUGGUUGGAUUGGUUCGAGAAGUCAGCCAGUUGUCCAUUUUAGGACAUAAGAUACAUCCAGACAUCAUCAAAACAGCAAAGCUAGCACAGAAGUUUAUGAAGCAAGCUAAGGCUCUGGAAGAAAUUGCAAACUUUCACAACACCAUUGGAGACCAAAUGAUACCUUCCCAACGGCCUAUGAUGUUGGAGGCAGCAUUAGCACUGUCUGGUUUGGUGCAGGAGCAGACAAAUCUAACUUGGUCAAACACAGAUGCAUUAGAUGACUAUAUUGGCAGAUUAAAGGCUGCUACACAGAGGUUGGCACGAGAAAACAAACAGUUGGCUCAGUGUCACCUGAUGAUUAAAGAGCGAGUACUGAAACUCAUGAACACAGAUUUGUUACGUCACCAACCCCAGUGGAAAGAGCUUUUGAAAGAGAUGCGUUCAAUUAUGGACCAGUUGCAAGAGAAAGGAUUUGCAGACCAGAAAUCUUGGUGUUCCCACUGGGAUAGGCAGCUUUACAAAGCUCUCGAACAUCAGUACCAGUUGGGGAUUGAGGCCCUAAAUCAAAACCUUCCAGAAUUGAAGGUGGAACUUACCUAUAGACAGCAGAGAUUGCAGUUCCGGCCACCAAUGGAAGAAAUACGCAUGAAGUACUUUGGACAACUCAAAAGAUUCCUUGCAAUUCCCUAUCAGUUUAAGGGAGUGAGUGAAGUGAAUGAUAACCCCAUUUUUCCAAUUAUCGUUGAACGUAAUGCACAUCGUUUCACACAACUUUUUAAACGUGCAGAAGAAUUGUUUGAAAGGUUGGAAGGUGUGCAGGAUAGAUUCGUAGACUUGUGUGCUCUAGGAUCUUGUGACAUUGAGGAUCUCGUUCAGAACUAUUGCAAAACUUCAGAGGAUUGGGACAGAAAUUUCCGAGCAUCAAAAUCCAAAGGCCAAGAGAUUGGGAAACUUCCAAGCACGGAGGAAAAGAUAGAUUGCUUCAGUGUCAGUUUCCAGCCGUUGCGUGUUGAAUUGGAGAUUAUGAAUCGUCGCUACUGGGACAUGCUGGUGCAGGGACUUCAUAAUGCUAUAAUCAGCGAUAUCAAUACUAUUGAAAAGUUCACUGAAGAUGCCAUUGAGGUUCUUAAGAGGCAGCCACAGAGUGUAGAAGAAAUUGCAAUGGCAAGCAACAAGCACACAGAAUAUGCAAAUUUAACUCAAGACAUGGUUGAACUGUUCAACGAAGCAGAGAAGAAAAACAAGAUAUUGGCUAGUUGGACCAAAGAGAGGGUAGAACAAGUUUCCAAGGUUACAAUGCUUUGGGAUAACUACAAAACCCUGAUGGAGAACCAUGAACAAAUUGUGAUGAAGCAGAUUGAAGGAAUCAAAGCCAACCUAGAGAGCCAGACUAACAACUUCAACAAUGAAAUUGAAAAAUUUGGACUACGAUGGGAGCAACUUCAACCAAAGGAAGACCAACUCGAAGGGGACUCUGAGCGUAUUCAGGCAGCCAUCACAAUAGUUCGAGAGAAGCGCUUUGAAUGGGAUCAGCUAAUGGAAACAAGGGAUUCAUUGAAAAAGGAUUAUGAACACUUUGGAAUGGGUGAACCAUACUUUCCUAUGUUAGAUGAAAUAGAAGCAGAUCUAACAAAGCAUGAGCAAAUAUGGGGCCUGUUUGAUGAAUUCAGUUCCAGCAUGGAUGAAUUUUCUAAUGAAGAAUGGAUAGUUUUCCGAAGCAAAACUUAUCGAUUUGAAGAGUUCUUGAAUAAUUGGGGUGAGAAGUUACAGUCAUCAGGAGAGACAACUCCGGUGACAGUUCGUCUGAUUCAUGAGCUGGAUAAGUACCGAGCAAUGUUGCCUGUGCUGAAGUACGUCAGAGGAGAAGUAUUUUCUGAGAAGCACUGGAUUGAAAUGUACAGCCUACUGGGAAUGCCUUCAAACAUUGCUAUUGAAAAGUUAACGUUUGGAAAUUUCUUAAAAGUACGCGAUGCAUUGAUUCAACACAAAGAUGCACUGAAGGAGAUGAAUUCCAAAGCAGCCGGGGAAGUGGUUAUAAGACAGGCACUUGGAGAACUUGAUGUGUGGGAGGUGGAUGCUCGAUUUACACUCUUGCCUCACACAGACUCUGGUGGUCAUGAGAUAAUGCUCAUCAAGGAAUGGAAGGAUAUUAUUAACAAGGUGGGUGAUCAUCAGAGUCUACUACAGUCAUUGAAGGAUUCUCCAUAUUACGUUGGAUUUGCUGAUCGUGCCAAAGUUUGGGAACAGCGCUUGGCUGAUCUGGAUGAGUAUCUUGGCAACCUCAACCAUAUUCAGCGUAAAUGGUUGUAUCUGGAGCCGAUUUUUGGAAGAGGAGCAUUACCUAAUGAACAGGGUCGGUUUAAGAGAGUUGAUGAUGAUUUCAAAGCCAUCAUGAGAGAUGUAGCAAGAGACAACAAAGUCGUGUCAUUAUGCCGUAUCAGUGGCAUCAGGAAUACCCUCGUUACACUUUAUGAUCAGCUGGCAAGGUGUCAAAAGAGUCUGAAUGAAUUCCUUGAGGAGAAGCGAUCAGCAUUCCCACGCUUUUAUUUCAUUGGUGACGAUGAUUUGUUGGAGAUCUUGGGCCAGGCUACCAAUCCAGAAGUAAUUCAGUCACACCUGAAGAAACUUUUUGCUGGAAUUCAUAAUGUAAGGUUUGAUGAAAAUAACUCUCAUAUUGUUGCUAUGAGGAGUUUAGAAGGCGAAGAUGUUCCACUCAAAAACCCUGUACAAAUCACAAAUAAAGUUGAGGAGUGGCUUGCUAAAUUGAGCGAUGAGAUGAAAUAUACUCUGCAGCAGUUACUUGUAGAGUGUUUGGAAGAUGGACGCAGUAGUUCAGGCAUGGAUCCAUUGAAAUCACCAUCGCAGAUUUUGUGUUUAGCUGAUGCCAUCCAGUUUACUGAACGCUGUGAAGAGUCCAUUAAAGAAGGACGUCUGAGUAAUUUCUUGAAGGAGUUGGAGGCAAAGUUGGAAUCGUACACAGGUGUCGAUUUAACAUCAGAUGAAAACCCCGAAUCAGAAGCAGACAACCGUGUCCUGGAAUUGAAGUUAAAAGCACUGAUUUUUGAUACCAUUCAUAAUAUUGACGUUGUGCAGUCCCUCAUAAAUAAUAACACAACAUCAGCUACUGACUGGGAAUGGCAGAAACAGUUAAGGUUUUAUGGAGGCGAAGGAGGGAAAGCUAAAAUGAAGAUGGUAGAUGCUGAGUUUGAUUACACCUUUGAGUACCAGGGUAAUGCAGCAAAGUUGGUUCAUACCCCACUCACUGACAAGUGUUACCUGACUCUCACUCAGGGCAUGCGCAUGGGACUUGGUGGAAACCCUUAUGGUCCUGCUGGCACCGGGAAAACCGAAUCGGUCAAGGCCUUGGGUGGACUGUUUGGCCGACAGGUUCUUGUGUUCAAUUGUGACGAAGGCAUCGAUGUAAAGUCAAUGGGUCGCAUAUUUGUAGGCCUUGUUAAAUGUGGUGCUUGGGGAUGCUUUGAUGAGUUCAACCGCUUAGAGGAAGCUGUGUUGUCAGCAGUUUCAAUGCAGAUUCAGACAAUCCAAGCUGCUCUGAAAUCACAAGCAAAAACCACAAUGUUGCUUGACAAGGAGAUACCAGUUGAUCCUAACUCAGGGAUUUUCAUCACACUAAAUCCAGCUGGAAAAGGGUAUGGUGGAAGACAAAAGCUGCCUGAUAAUCUGAAACAGCUGUUUAGGCCUGUUGCCAUGGCACGGCCAGAUAACGAACUCAUUGCCGAGGUUAUGCUUUUCUCCGAAGGUUUCAAGAAUGCUAAGAGUUUAGGCCGAAAGUUGGUUGCAAUCUUCUCUUUGUCAAAAGAAUUACUGACUCCUCAGCAGCACUAUGACUGGGGAUUGAGAGCCCUCAAGACAGUCCUCAAUGGUUGUGGGAAUCUUCUUCAGGGCUCAAGGCGUGGAAUGUCAGAUGAAGAGAAAGAAAAGGGCAUCAGUGAUGAAAAAGAGGCAGAACUGGUGGUUCAAGCACUGAGACUCAACACACUUUCCAAACUAACUUUCUCUGAUAGUGCAAGAUUUGAUGAACUUGUCAAGGAUGUUUUCCCCAACAUCAAAUUCCUUGGAGUUGGCUAUGAAAACUUAGCAGAGGUUUUGAAAGAAACGUAUGCAGAAAUGAAGCUCAUACCUAAUGAUCGGCAGAUUAAAAAAUCAUUAGAACUUUUUGAGCAGCUCCAACAACGUAUGGGAGUUGUAAUAGUUGGUCCUUCUGGGUCAGGGAAGACAACUCUUUGGCAAACGUUACGGGAAGCACUUUUGAAGAUGGACAAGAGAGUUAAGAAAUAUGUCAUGAAUCCGAAGGCAAUGCCAAGACAACAGCUGCUUGGUCACAUAGAUCAUGACACCCGAGAAUGGUCUGAUGGGGUAUUGACGGCAUCUGCUCGUCAAGUGGUCAAGGAACCAGCCGAUGUUACUUCCUGGAUAAUUUGUGAUGGUGACAUUGAUCCUGAAUGGAUUGAAUCAUUGAAUUCUGUAUUGGAUGAUAAUCGCCUUUUGACCAUGCCCUCAGGAGAAAGAAUACAGUUUGGCCCUAAUGUCAAUUUCCUCUUUGAAACUCAUGACCUGUCAUCUGCUUCCCCAGCCACCAUUUCUCGUAUGGGAAUGAUCUUCCUUAGUGAUGAGGAUACAAAUAUUCAAGCAGUUGUUAGUUCAUGGCUUAAUUCCCAAGGUGAACAAGUGAAGCAUUACCUUGAACCAUACAUUGAACAAUAUUUCUUCCAGGCACUUGAAUGGGUGUUAAAGGCAGGAGAAGCACAAGUGGAAACCACUCUUGUUGGCUGGGUUCUGAAUGGACUAUCACAUUUGCAUGAUGUCAAAAGUAAAGCUCAUUUUGCAUUGGCACUUAUAAGAGGUCUUGGUGGCAACCUUCCAGAUCAGACAAAAGCAGACUUUGCACGUGAGGUGUACUCUUGGGUUGGAGAACACGUUCCUGAUACACGUAAAAUUUUGAACCACUACUAUGAUCCUGAACGGGACCGUUUAGAAACUUAUGCAUCUGAUUCUGCAGAAAAUAUUAAAGUUGAGUUUGGUCAUGUUCCACUGAUUUUGACUGCUGAUGCUCAGUGUAGCCUUGAUUAUUUCAAGCCUUGGCUUGAGAUGGAAAGUCAGCAACCAUUCAUUCUUGUUGGCCCAGAAGGAUGUGGCAAAAGCUUACUGCUACAUGACUGUUUCUCUAAGCUCCGGAGCACUCAGGUCACCAUGAUUCACUGUAGUGCAUACACUGCCCCUCAACAUGUGCUACAAAAGUUAUCACAGAUGUGUAUGGUGUUGUCAACAAAUACAGGGCGUGUGUACCGGCCGAAGGACUGUGAAAGGUUGAUUGUUUAUUUAAAGGAUCUCAACUUGCCCAAGCCAGAUAAAUGGGGCACUUGUCAGUUAAUUACCUUCUUACAACAGGUGGUCACAUAUAAAGGCUUUUACGAUCACAACUUAGAAUGGGUUGGAUUAGAGGGAGUGCAGAUAGUGGCUUCUAUGACUGGAGGUUCUGCCCUUGGAAGACAUAAGCUGUCCACUAGAUUCACUUCUAUUGUCAGGAUUGCCUCCAUUGGGUAUCCAGACCGAGAGCAGUUAACAGGUUGUUAUGGAGCUUACUUGAAGCCUGUCUUGGACACUGUAGCACCAAGUCAUCCAGUUUGGGGAUCGCAGUCUAAAGCUCAACAGCUUGCUGCGUGUAUGGUCAAUGUGUAUCAGAAUGUCAGAAAUUCAUUUAGUGCUGAUGACUAUAGUCAUUUCUUCACUCCCCGAGACUUAACACGCUGGGUGUUAGGGCUUCUCCGGUACCAGCUGCCAGAGAAGGAUACCACACUUCAGCCACUGCUUGAGGUCAUGCAGACUGCUGGUGUAGAUGGAGAACAAGUUCUCCUGUUAUUGGAGAACCAUCAUCUAAUCUCACCAGAUUUCCUUGAAGUAAUUAAUUCCCUACUGAUGGCUGGUGAGAUACCAGGUCUCAUACAACCACCAGAAGAGUUAGACCCACUUUUGAUGCCACUCAGAGAUGAGGCCGCUAAUGAAGGUUUUAGGGGAUCUCAGUAUGCUUACUUUUCAUCAGGUGUUCAAAGAAAUUUGCACAUAGCACUUAUAAUGGACUCCAGUGAUCAAGAGUUUGCAGUACAGUGUGAAAGUAAUCCUGCCUUAUAUAAGCAGUGUACAGUAUUGUGGAUGGAGGGAUGGUCAAAAGAAACAAUGACUGAGAUCCCAGACAUGUUGCUGGAUAAGACUGAGAAGGAUGAGGAAAGUAAAUCAGGAUUUUUGGAAUCUUUCCUUGCUGUUCACGAGAGUCUUCCUAGUCACCUAGCAACACCAAGGCGAUAUAUGGCUUUCUUGCAUUCUUAUCGUACAAUACACAACACAAAGAAGGAAGGAGUAAUGAAGCGCCAGCAGCAUCUAUCUGCAGGUGUGUCCAAGCUGAAGGAUGCAAGAAAGGUAGUUAGCAAACUGAAGGCUGAAGCUGCUGUUCAUAAGGAAAAGAAAUUAGGUGAAAAGCAGGAGGAGGCAAAUCGUGCUCUUCAACUCAUCACAGAUACAAUGAAGAAUGCUAAUGAGCAGAAGGUUCAAAUGGAGUCGCUGAAGGAUCAGACAUUGCAGGAGAAUGAGAAGAUUGCUGAGAGGAAAAAGAACAUUGAUGCUGAGUUAGCAGAGAUUGAGCCUUUAGUGCAAGAAGCAAAAGAGGCAGUUGGCAACAUUAAGUCAGAGGCAUUGUCAGAAAUUAGAUCUCUUCGUGCACCUCCAGAAGUUAUUCGUGAUAUUCUUGAGGGAGUUUUGAGACUUAUGGGUAUGCAAGAUACAUCAUGGAAUUCAAUGAAAACUUUCUUAGCAAAGAGAGGAGUAAAGGAAGAAAUCAGAAAUUAUGAUCCUAGAAAUGUGUCUGCAGAUGCUCGGAAAAAUGUGGAAAAACUAUUGACAGAACGAGCUCAGUCAUUUGAACCUGCUGUUGCUAAAAGGGCUUCAGCAGCGGCAGCUCCUCUAGCUGCUUGGGUCAAAGCCAAUGUACGUUUCUCGUACGUUCUUCAAAAAGUGAAACCCUUGGAAGAUGAGCAAAAUAAGUUAGAGAAAAACUUGAUGAAAGCUGAAGCCAAGAUUGGUGAGUUGUCUGCUGAUCUUGAUGAUGUGGAUAAACAAGUAGCAGGGUUAAGAGAGAAGCUAAACAAGUCAACAAAAGAAGCAGCUGAGGUUGAGUUUCAUCUUAAUAAGGCCCAGGAAACUAUCACAGCUGCUGAAAAACUUGUCACCCAACUGGAGGGCGAAUAUCAACGUUGGAGUCAACAGGUUUCUGAACUAUCUUCUAGCCUUUCUGGCCUUCCUAAGGAAUCUAUUUUAGCUGCAGCAUUCAUCUCUUAUUUGAGUGAAGCUCCUGAAAAUGUAAGGAAGUCUACUCUUGCCCACUGGAGCCACAUGCUGGGAAUUACAAACUUUGAUCUGAGAAGAUUUUUGAGCAGUGAACGAGAACAGCUACAAUGGAAGGCUGAGGGGCUGCCAUCUGACCAACUUUCUACUGAGAAUGCUCUUGUCAUAUUACAGAGCACAUUGAGGCCAUUCCUAAUUGAUCCAUCUUCACGAGCUACUGCUUGGCUAAGUGAACAUUUGAAAGAUCAUACUGUAGAGGUCACCACACAGCAAGACCCCAAGUUUGCUACAACUUUGGAGCUAGCCAUCAGAUUUGGCAAGACAUUGAUCAUACAAGAGGUGGAUACAGUGGACCCUAUAUUAAUCCCCUUAUUGCGAGGAGAUUUGAUAAGUCAAGGGCCAAGGUAUGUCAUUGAAUUAGGAGAGAAGACGCUAGAUUAUAAUGACAACUUUAAGCUGUUUUUGGCAACCAGAAGCCCUACGCCCGAACUUCCACCGCACAUCAUGUCAAUACUCACUUCUGUUAACUUCACAACGACCCGUGCGGGUUUGACUGGACAGCUGCUGGCGGCAACAAUUCAAGUAGAAAAACCAGAGUUGGAGGUACGUCGCACUGAGCUUCUGCGUCAGGAGGAGGACCUCAAGAUUCGCCUUGUAACUCUUGAAGACCAGCUGCUGACUACCCUAGCAGAAUCAAAGGGAAAUAUUCUAGAAAACAAGGAACUGUUAGCAUCACUGGAGCAGGCAAAGUCAAGUGCAGCUACGAUCGAGUCCUCACUGAAAGAGUCUGGUACCCUUCAAGAAUCUCUUGAGAAAGAGCGAGAAGCAUAUGUAUCCCUGGCAGAGGCGGCUUCUAAUCUUUAUUUUGUCAUCUCAGAUCUUUCAAAACUGAACAACAUGUAUCGAUUCAGUCUCAAUGCUUUCCAUAAAUUAUUCCAGAAAGCUUUACAAGAACCUCAGGAUGGAAGUGCUACAGAUACAAGAAUUAGGGUUCUGCAGCGAUCCUUGAUGGACUUAGUUUACUGCUACAUCAGCCGCUCACUCUUCAAAGCAGAUCAUCUUAUGUUUGGUAUACACUUAGUUCAUGGAAUGUAUCCAGACCUGUUCCAGGAUAAUGAAUGGGAAGCAUUAACUGGACAGGUUGUAACUGAUGUAAGAACUGAUGGGGCUGAACCUAAAGAAAGUUUGCCUAAAUGGAUUGAUGAGGAGAGGGCAUUUGCAGUAAUGCUUUUGAAGCAAACAUUCCCAAAUUUGUACAACAUGCUGAAUUUGGAAGAUUUGACACUGUGGUCUAGCUUUGCAGCCUCCAGUCACUGUGAAUCUGACUUCCCUGUACAGCUUCACCAAAAAUUGUCACCAUUCCAGCAGUUACUUGUCAUUCAAGCUAUUAGACCAGAUCGUCUUGUAUCAGCUAUGGUAAACUUCACGUCAAGAGCACUGGGAGGAAAAGUUUAUGGUAAACUACGAAAGGGUAUGAAAGAAUUGUCACCUCCAACCCUGAAUCUUAGGCGCCUAUUAACAGAAACGACUGCAAGUGAACCCAUUCUUAUAAUUAUCUCUCCUGGUGCUGAUCCUUCUCAGGAGUUACUUGAACUUGUAAAAAGUACUGUUGGUUUUGACAAGUAUCAUGAGGUCGCGAUGGGUCAGGGUCAGAGUGAAAAAGCCAAGAGCUUAUUACGUGAAUGUGCAACUAAUGGCUACUGGCUAUGUUUGAAAAAUCUUCACUUGGUCACAGCUUGGCUGCCUGUUUUGGAAAAACAACUGAACACCCUCCAGCCUCAUGAAGAUUUCCGUUUGUGGUUGACAGCUGAGCCUCAUAUUAAAUUUACUCCUGUUUUAUUACAGACAAGUUUGAAAGUUACAUACGAGGCCCCAGCUGGCAUCAAGAAGAAUUUACAACGCACAUAUGAUUCAUGGAAUCCUGAAAUGAUUGCUAGGGGAAAUCAGGUGAACAGGGCACAAACUCUGUUUGUUCUAGCCUGGUUCCAUGCUGUUGUACAAGAACGUAGAACAUAUAUACCUCAGGGUUGGUCAAAGUUCUAUGAAUUCUCUUUAGCAGACCUGAAGGCUGGUGCUGAAAUUUUGGAUGGACUCUACAAGCAUGAAAGUAAUGGAGACAUCAAAUGGGACUUCAUUCAUGGAUUGUUUGAAAAUGCAAUAUAUGGCGGCCGUAUAGACAAUAUUUGGGAUAUUCGUGUUCUGUCAGCCUAUCUGCACAAAUUCUUUACUAAUGAAAUAAUCGGAGGCCGCAAACCAUCUGGAAAUCAGUUGACAAAAAAUAUAACCUUGCCUACUACUGUCAACUAUCAGGACUACACAAAUCUUAUUAAAGGUCUACCAGAAGAGGAUGACCCUGCAUACUUUGGUUUACCUUUAAAUAUUGAGAGAUCUUGGCAGCGAAUAGUGAGUUCACAAGUUAUUGGACAGUUGAAGGUGCUAAUGAGGUCCCCUGAGCUUGCGAGUCGAUUUGAUAGAGAGAAAUGGCAUUCGCAGCUGUCGCCAGUUCUUAACUUGUGGAAGAAACUAAAUCAGGGGCAGAAUCUUCUCCAAGCUAAAGUUGCUGUACCCACAUCAGCAGGAGAGGCUCCAGUUAAGGCAUUUAUACAACUUGAAUAUUACUCUGUCAUUAGCAUUGUGCAAACAAUACACCGAUCCCUUGCUCAGUUAUCAAAAGUUAUUCGAGGAACUCUUCUGCUUUCAAGUGAUGUUCAGCAGCUCGCUGAAAAACUGUUAAGACAAGAGACACCUGAGAGUUGGCAGUCUCUAUGGGAGGGACCUGAAGACCCUUUCGAAUAUUUGAGAAGCAUCGUUAGGCGCGCAUUUGCCAUUGGACGUUGGGUAGGCAGAGCUGAACAAGGUGCAUUACUUAAAGAUGCAUUAGAUUUGUCAGAUUUACUCCAUCCAGCAACUUUCCUAAAUGCCUUACGUCAACAGACUGCCAGGGAAUAUGGAACAUCAAUGGACAACUUGGAAUUCAUUACAUCAUGGUCUCGAGGGGGUAUUCCUAACGCCAAAGUUGCAGUGAAGUGGUCAGGCUUGCAGAUGGAAGGAGCUAAUUUUGAUGGAUCUCGCUUGAUGCAUAACUCACAUGACUCACCUAGCAUUGCUGUUGCCCCUCUGUGUAUGGUAGCUUGGAUGCCUAAGGACCUACAAACUCGAGUGUAUCAUGAAGAACUGUUAUCUCUUCCUGUAUAUGCUUCAUCAAACAGAGAGAAAGUUGUCGUCAGUGUAGACGUGCCAUGCUCAUUACCCCACCAUGAGUGGAGACAGGCUGGUCUUGCAUUCUUUUUGAGUACAUAAGAGUGUUUCCUCAACAGAUCUUAUGUAAAACUGUCACAUAAUUUAUGUUAUAGUAUAUGCUGAAGUAGAAAUAAAUUAUUCUAUGCACAUCCUGUGAUAAAAAUGUUUUAAAUAGUAUGUACCAAAAAUAUAAGAUUCAAUAAAAAUGUAUAUGACUAUUUUA